AUGAUACCAUAUUAUGAACGUCAUGGGGGUAAACAGCAUAUGCACAACAAGCCCAUUCGCUUUGGUUACAAGGCAUGGUGUCUUUGUACCCGGUUGGGAUAUGUUGUUCAGUCCCAACUGUAUCAAGGAUGUAAAACCGGCAUAAAUGACAUAAAUUUAGGAUUAGGUGGGUCUGUUGUAUUGGACCUCAUUGACAAACUACCUGAAAAAGAAGGUUGUAGUUUGUAUUUUGAUAACUUUUUCACAAGCAUCACAUUGCUUGAAACACUAAAGGAAAUGGGAUUACAUGGUACAGGAACAAUGAGAGCUAAUCGUGUUGAAAAAGCUCCUCUAACUGAUGUAAAAGCAAUGACCAAAAAGGAAAGGGGAACAUGUGAGUCAAUAACUGAUUCAAAUGUUGUGACUAUGGGUUCAACAAAGGGGGGAAUUUCACCUAUGUCCAAAGUAAAGCGCUACAGUCAAGCACUGAAGAAGCAUGUGCUUGUUAAUCAACCUGCAUCAAUAGUUCUGUACAAUACCUACAUGGGUGGAGUUGACAGGAUGGACGAAAAUGUGGCAAAAAUGAGAGUCAACAUACGGGGUAAGAAAUGGUAUUGGCAGCUACUAUCUUUUCUUUUGAAUGUCUCCAUGAACAAUGCUUGGCAGCUCUAUCGUUGGAAUGUGAAGACUAAACCUCAGCAGCUUGAUCUUCUAAAUUUCACUCGUACAAUAUGCCUGAGUUACUUACAAAAGUAUGCACAACGCCCAAGUAUUGGAAGACCGCGACGCCUGGUAGCAGCUGUUGAGAAGAGAGUGACAGAGCACGUUCGCUUUGAUGAAGUGAACCAUAUUAUAACAAAAAAUGAAAAGCAAACAAGAUGUGCACUAUGCAAAAAAAUUCAAGAAUGAAAUGUAAGAAAUGUAACAUUGCUUUACAUACUCAUUGUUUUGAAGCUUUCCAUAAGAAAGUCUAGAUAAUACCCUUGAUAUUUCAGACAUUUAUUCUUACUAUUUUGACUAGUUCAAUAUUUUUAGCAUUGGAAAUAACCAUUUAUAGUAGACUAUUGUAGUAUAACUUAAUUCUCUUUUUUCUCAUUAUCGACAUGGAAUAUUGUUCAAGAUAAUAAAAAUAUACAAAUAAA
Nilaparvata lugens (brown planthopper) is the source of this 1121-nucleotide messenger RNA. Its product is annotated as piggyBac transposable element-derived protein 3-like. Gene Ontology annotation, molecular function: sequence-specific DNA binding. Lineage: Eukaryota; Metazoa; Arthropoda; Insecta; Hemiptera; Delphacidae. The transcript is spliced from 2 exons. Bases 1 to 888 code for a protein of 295 amino acids. The record is from RefSeq and is a predicted model, not a curated record.